CUUAACAAUCACUUCAUUAAUUAAUAAUAAUUGAUGGCCCCGGAAGAGUUCCAGAAGACCUCCCUAAGCUUAGAAUCCGCCCCGCCGGAAUCAUGCCCCGCCGCCGGCAAGAGCUUCGACGACGACGGCCGCGAUGAAAGAACUGGGACGAUGUUGACGGCGAGUGCGCACAUAAUAACGGCGGUUAUAGGGUCGGGAGUGCUGUCGCUGGCUUGGGCGCUUGCGCAGCUCGGAUGGGCGGCGGGGAUGGCGGUGCUGGUCGCCUUUGCCGCCAUUACUUACUUCACCUCCACUCUGCUCGCCGACGCCUACCGAUUUCCCGGCCCCGUCCACGGCCGCCGGAAUUAUACUUACAUGGACGUCGUCCGCGCCCACCUGCAAGGUGGUGUGAAGGUGCGGCUGUGUGGACUGGCGCAGUACACCAAUCUCGUUGGAGUCACCAUCGGAUACACCAUCACUGCCUCCAUUAGUAUGGUUGCUGUGAAGAGAUCCAACUGCUUCCACGAGGAGGGGCACGGUUCGAGGUGCUCGGAAUCGAACUAUCCGUACAUGGCGGCGUUCGCAGUGAUUCAAAUUAUCCUCAGCCAAAUCCCUAAUUUCCACAAGCUCUCCUGGCUCUCCAUCGUCGCCGCCGUCAUGUCCUUCGCCUACUCCUCCAUCGGACUCGGACUAUCAAUCGCCAAGCUCGCCGGCGCCGGCGCCGGAAAAGUGCAGACCAGCCUCACCGGUACGAAGGUCGGCGUCGACGUGUCGGGAGCCGACAAAGUCUGGCAGAGCUUCCAGGCCAUGGGGAACAUAGCCUUCGCUUAUGCCUACGCCACCGUCCUCGUCGAAAUUCAGGACACCUUGAAAUCGCCGCCGCCGGAGAACCAGGUGAUGAAGAGGGCCUCUUUAGCCGGCGUCUCCACCACCACAUUGUUCUACCUCCUCUGCGGGACUAUCGGUUACGCCGCAUUUGGCAACAACGCUCCCGGAAACUUCCUCACCGGGUUCGGAUUCUACGAGCCAUACUGGCUAAUCGACGUCGCCAACAUCUGCAUUGCAAUCCAUCUCGUCGGUGCUUACCAGGUAUUCGCGCAGCCAAUAUUCGGGUUCGUAGAAAAGAAAUGCAACGAAAGAUGGCAGGAGAACAAGUUCAUCACCAAAGAGAUCCCACUGUGCGGGUCGUCGUACAGGAUCAACCUGUUCCGGCUGGUGUGGAGAACGGUGUACGUCGCGAUCACAGCUCUGAUCGCUAUGAUAUUCCCGUUCUUCAACGGGUUCUUGGGCCUGAUCGGGGCAAUAUCGUUCUAUCCCCUGACGGUGUACUUCCCUAUAGAGAUCCACAUUGCACAGGCAAAGAUACCCAAGUAUUCAACCACCUGGAUAUGGCUCAAGAUACUCAGCUGGGCUUGCCUGAUCGUCUCCCUCGUCGCGGCUGCCGGAUCCAUUGAAGGACUGGCUAAGGAUGUCAGGAGAUACAAGCCCUUCAAGACUCAGUAAUGGUGACAAGUUACUGAAUAAUCGACACAUCCAAUCAAAUGGAUGACUAUUUGAUAUAGCAUAGUAUCAGUUUUCAUAGAAGUCCUUAUUGCAUCAGAUACCGGGUUUUUUCCCUCGGAAAGGAGUCCAUUUUGUAA
This is a messenger RNA of Andrographis paniculata, 1619 nucleotides long. RefSeq names its product amino acid permease 6-like. The transcript has 5 exons. The record is from RefSeq and is a predicted model, not a curated record. NCBI's taxonomy places the organism in Eukaryota, Viridiplantae, Streptophyta, Magnoliopsida, Lamiales, Acanthaceae. Gene Ontology annotation, cellular component: plasma membrane. The coding region runs from base 34 to 1482 and encodes 482 amino acids.